Chelonoidis abingdonii (Abingdon island giant tortoise) is the source of this 1988-nucleotide messenger RNA. It is a transcript of the gene UBE2I, whose product is annotated as ubiquitin conjugating enzyme E2 I. The record is from RefSeq and is a predicted model, not a curated record. Lineage: Eukaryota; Metazoa; Chordata; Testudines; Testudinidae.
ACACCCAGUGAUGGCGGGUGAUGGUGAUGUCAGGCGGUCACAGAGCAAUGGGGGUGACGGUGACACCCAGUGAUGGCGGCUGACGGUGAUGACAGGCGGUCACAGAACAAUGGGGGUGACGGUGACACACAGCCAUGGCGGGUGAUGGUGAUGAGAGUCCGGUCACAGAACAAUGAGGGGGUGACAGAAGAAUGGAGAUGGGAGAAUGACGGGGAGAGGUCAGAUGGACAUGUGAUCCCUGAAGCCCCGUGCACGUCCCACGUGAGCAGUACGCGGCGGCCGAGGCCCGUGACUGGCCCCGGCAGCAGACGCUCUCGGAAGGACCCCGGGCAAACGUCUAAUGUGACGUCACUUCAUUCCGAGGAGGGCCCUCCCCCCCACGACGUCUGCACACGGCCCGCGUGGGAGCAAGUGGUCCUGACUGAGUCGGAUCUUGCGCGUCCCGCACUUUCCAAUCCUGCCAUCGAGCCCCCAGCCGUUUCUUGAGAAAGGCAUAGGUGACUAACUCAGUGCCUAAACGAAAAAUCCGCUCAGGUUCGCGGGGACGCCAUUGGAAGGUGAAGCACAAAGAGACUGGAGUGACGUAGGGAGACUGCCACAGGGAGCUUACCGUAUGGCCUCCACUCUGGCUCUGUAUUGGUCACCUCAAGGCCCUGUGUGAAGAAAAUGCGUAUAGCGUGCCGGACGGCUCGGAUUGAGGGUCAUAUUGCGCCGGCGCAGCGGGACGGACGGGUCGGACUGAGGGACAUACCACGCCGCUGCGCUCCGUACCGAGCAAGGAGGGAGGGAAAGUCCGGACCAGAGACAAAGGGUGGGGAGCCGAGUCGGGAACAUCCGGGUCAUUCGCCGCCGCCUCAAUCCGGGACACGCGCGGGUGCUGCGGCCGCUCACGAGGGAUUUUGAACAUGUCUGGGAUAGCCCUCAGCAGACUUGCACAGGAGAGGAAAGCUUGGAGAAAAGACCAUCCAUUUGGAUUUGUAGCAGUACCUACAAAAAAUCCAGAUGGCACGAUGAAUCUCAUGAAUUGGGAGUGUGCUAUUCCAGGAAAGAAAGGGACACCAUGGGAAGGAGGCUUAUUUAAACUACGGAUGCUUUUCAAGGAUGACUAUCCCUCCUCACCCCCAAAAUGUAAAUUUGAACCACCAUUAUUCCACCCAAAUGUGUAUCCUUCAGGCACAGUGUGCCUCUCCAUCUUAGAGGAGGAUAAGGAUUGGAGGCCAGCAAUCACAAUUAAACAGAUUCUGUUAGGGAUACAGAAACUUCUAACUGAACCAAAUUAUCAAGAAGCUCAAGCAGAGGCUUACACAAUUUCGGUUAGUUUGGGGUUUUGCCAAAACAGAGUGGAAUAUGAAAAGAGGGUUCGAGCACAAGCCAAGAAGUUUGCGCCAUCAUAAGCACCUGUCAUACAGCAUCUUAAAAAGGAAGGGAUUGGUUUGGCAAGAACUUGUUUACAAAAUUUUUGCAAAAUCUAAUGUUGCUAUGUACAAUUAAUAUUCACUUAGGGGAGGGGGUCGUAUGUGUGCCAUUUUCCAUAUUCGCCACUUGUAUACAGUUCUGAAUUCGCUGAAUUACCCCCAGUUUUUUCAUACAGGGUCUCUUCCUUCAGUCUUUUGUAUUUUUGAUUGUUAUGUAAAACUUGCUUUUAUUUUAAUAUUGAUGUCAGUAUUUCAACUGCUGUAAAAUUAUAAACUUUUAUACUUCUAUAAAUUCACUAGUAUCUCUAGUUACUUUGCUAUCUGAUGCAGGCAUGCUUUAAAAUGUUUAGAACUAUAUUUAGACUCUAGCUGGCUGUAUGAAAAAAUCAUACCCUCCACCCCCUUCCCUCCCCUUAAUUUGUUUUUCUAUCUUUCAGAAACUAGGUUGUUAUUGCUUAAGAGCCUCAGAGAUCCAAAGUCAGCCAGCAUCUUGAUUCUGCAUCACUUCCUUUUGUGUUUAUAUGGCGUUUUGUCUGUGUUGCUGUUUAGAGUAAAUAAACUGUUUAUAUAAAG